Armigeres subalbatus is the source of this 1556-nucleotide messenger RNA. RefSeq names its product mitochondrial import receptor subunit TOM40 homolog 1-like. Gene Ontology annotation, molecular function: transmembrane protein transporter activity. Gene Ontology annotation, cellular component: mitochondrial outer membrane; mitochondrial outer membrane translocase complex. The record is from RefSeq and is a predicted model, not a curated record. Gene Ontology annotation, biological process: protein import into mitochondrial matrix. Lineage: Eukaryota; Metazoa; Arthropoda; Insecta; Diptera; Culicidae. The transcript is spliced from 2 exons. The coding region runs from base 203 to 1171 and encodes 322 amino acids.
UUUGUUGCAUCUUCGUUUGAUAGCUCGCGUGUGAGACUUUUUUCAUGCGAUUCGUGUUUUUCGGCUCGGUAGUGCGUUAUCUUUUGCGUAAUCGAUGCGGAUUUCUCAUCAAAGAGUUUAAAUUAUAAAGUGUAGAAAAUAGUGCAAGGAAUCCAGAACGGAUUUGUUUGCUCCGUGUUGUUAUCUGUAGAAAAGAAUUGCGAUGGGAAACGUGCUCGCUGCUUCAAAACCGAUCGCUGCCGGUGGCCUACCACCUCCCGCCCCAGCAGAACCAAUCCCUGCCAGCCCGGAGCCAGAGAAACCUUUGGAGAACCCCGGUUCGAUGGAAGAGCUCCAUAAAAAGUGCAAAGAUGUCAUGCCAGCCAACUUCGAAGGCGCCAAGCUGAUGAUCAAUAAAGGACUUAGCAAUCACUUUCAAGUGUCCCACACCAUUAACCUCAACUCCUCCAACACGAGUGGAUACCGAUUCGGAGCGACCUACGUAGGCACGAAGCAACUCUCCCCAUCGGAGGCUUUCCCGGUUAUACUGGGUGAUAUCGAUCCGGCCGGGAAUCUGAAUGCCAACGUCAUUCACCAGCUGACUCCGAACGUUCGGUGCAAGUUUGCUUCCCAAAUCCAGAAUCAGAAAGUCACUGCCGCACAGCUGACCACGGACUACAAGGGUCAGGACUUUACUGCGUCCCUCACCGUGGGCAAUCCAAACAUUAUAAACAAUUCCGGAGUUAUGGUGGCGCAUUAUUUACAAGCGGUAACCAACAAACUAGCGCUCGGCGGAGAGCUAGCAUAUCAGUAUGGACCACAAGUGCCCGGUGGUCAAAUAGCAAUAAUGUCCGCUGCCGCGCGGUACGCUGCCGAGGUUGGAACCUGGUCCGGUACGAUUGGGCUCGCCGGAUUACACGUCUGCUAUUACCAGAAAGCCAGCGAUCAACUGCAACUGGGCGUCGAGAUAGAAACCAGUCUCCGGAUGCAGGAAGCCGUAGCCACUUUGGGCUACCAGAUCGACCUGCCAAAGUCAGAGCUUGUGUUCCGCGGUAUGGUUGACACCAACUGGUCAGUGGCGGCCGUAUUGGAGAAAAAACUACAACCGCUGCCAUUUACCUUCGCGCUUAGUGGCAUAUUAAAUCACACCAAAAACCAGUUCCGGUUGGGGUGCGGACUAAUCAUCGGUUGAACAAAAGGUAACACAUUUGUUGGGCAUUUUAAACAGAGUUCAAAAACCACACUUCGAAGUGCAAGUUUGAUCGCAUUUCCUCUAGAGUGACAUUCUUAGAGCUGUCAGUGACCCCGGGGGAUGAAACACAAUAUUAGUCUGUUAGCAUAAAAUGAAAGCAAAUGAAAUAUAGCGGAUACAUUACAAAAUGACAAAGGAUCUAUCUGAAUAAAGAGUAAAUAUUAAAUAUAAAUGCGCUUGGAAAACACUGAUGUUUAGUUUGUCUUACCUCCCGUUGUAGUUCACAUGAUCCUCGAAGCAUUAUUGUUGUUAGCCAACAGUCACUAAAUUAAGUUGUGCUUAAUAUUACGGUUCCUUUUACGUAACAAUAAAAUGGUUCAACAGA